Messenger RNA from Jaculus jaculus (lesser Egyptian jerboa), 2296 nucleotides. RefSeq names its product solute carrier family 3 member 1 (gene Slc3a1). Lineage: Eukaryota; Metazoa; Chordata; Mammalia; Rodentia; Dipodidae. The transcript has 10 exons. The coding region runs from base 57 to 2123 and encodes 688 amino acids. The record is from RefSeq and is a predicted model, not a curated record. Gene Ontology annotation, biological process: carbohydrate metabolic process; amino acid transport.
GCAAAAGCCCUCCGCGAAAAGCUACAGUCGCGCCCGGGUCCUGCCGGGGAAGAGACAUGGCUGCAGAGCAACGCAAGCGGGACUCGGUGGGGAUGCGGAUGGAGGGAUGCCGGACGAACAACGGCUUCGUGCUCAAUGAGGACAUCGCGGAGCCGGACCCGUGCGAGCCGGGCAGCUCCCGGGACCCUCCGCAGCCUAACGCCGCCGCGGCCGUGAGCGUCACCGCGAGCCCCGAGCCCGGCGCGCAGGAGCCCUACGCGGGCAUGCCCAAGGAGGUGCUGUUCCGCUUCUCGGGGCGCGCGCGCUACCGCGUGCCCCGCGAGCUCCUCUUCUGGCUCGUCGUGGUGGCCGUGUGCCUGCUGGUCGCCGCCACCGUGACCAUCAUCGCCGUCUCCCCCAAGUGCCUGGACUGGUGGCAGGCGGGCGCCAUGUACCAGAUCUACCCGAGGUCUUUCAAGGACAGCGACAAGGAUGGGAACGGAGACCUGAAAGGUAUUCAAGAGAAACUGGACUACAUCACUACUUUAAAUGUAAAGACUGUCUGGAUUACUUCCUUUUAUAAGUCAUCCCUAAAAGAUUUCAGAUAUGCUGUUGAAGAUUUUCAAGAAGUUGAUCCUAUUUUUGGAACGAUGAAAGAUUUUGAGGAUUUGGUUGCAGCCAUACAUGAUAAAGGUUUAAAAUUAAUAAUCGAUUUCAUACCAAAUCACACAAGUGAUAAACAUACUUGGUUUCAGUUGAGUAGAACGCGGACUGGGAAAUAUACGGACUAUUACAUCUGGCAUAAUUGCACUCAAGAAAAUGGCAUCACUAUACCUCCCAACAACUGGCUAAGUGUGUAUGGAAACUCGAGUUGGCACUUUGACGAAGUACGGAAGCAAUGUUAUUUUCACCAGUUUUUGAAAGAGCAACCUGACUUAAAUUUCCGAAAUCCUGCUGUUCAAGAAGAAAUAAAAGAAAUAAUGCAGUUCUGGCUGGCAAAAGGUGUUGAUGGCUUUAGUUUCGAUGCUGUUAAAUUUCUUCUGGAAGCUGAGAGUCUGAGAAAUGAGAUUCAAGUAAAUCAAUCACAGAGCCCGGACACCGUCACUAACUACUCACAGCUGUACCAUGACUUCACGACCACGCAAGUGGGAAUGCAUGACAUUAUCCGGGACUUCCGGCAGACCAUGAACCAGUACAGCAGGGAGCCGGGUAGGUACAGGUUCAUGGGGACCGAAGCCUCCACAGAGAGCAUCGGCAGGACCAUGAUGUACUAUGGGCUGCCAUUUAUCCAAGAAGCAGACUUCCCUUUCAACCACUUCCUUGCCAUGCUCAACACUCUUUCCGGGAACAACGUAUAUGAUGCUAUUACAUCCUGGAUGGAAAACAUGCCGGAAGGGAAAUGGCCUAAUUGGAAGACUGGAGGACCAGACACCAGCCGGCUAACUUCUCGCCUGGGAAACCAGUACGUCAAUGCCAUGAACAUGCUGAUUUUUACGCUCCCAGGAACUCCCAUAACUUAUUAUGGAGAAGAAAUAGGAAUGGGAAAUAUUUUAGUUACAAAUUCCAAUGAAAGCUACAAUACUAAUACCCUUGCCUCAAAGUCACCAAUGCAGUGGGACAACAGUUCAAAUGCCGGGUUUUCUGAAAGCAACUACACCUGGCUACCCACCAAUUCUGAUUACCACACAGUGAAUGUGAAUGUUCAAAAGAUGGAGCCCAGUUCGGCUUUGAAAUUCUAUCAAGACUUAAGUAAACUUCAUGCCAGUGAGCUGCUGCUCAGCAGGGGCUGGUUCUGCUUGCUGAGGAAUGACAGCCACGCUGUAGCAUACACGAGACAGAUGGACGGCAUAGACAGGGUCUUCAUUGUGGUUCUGAAUUUUGGAGAGUCGUCAAUGCUGCUGAAUCUCCAGGACAUGAUGGCAGGUCUUCCUACAUGGCUGCCAGUAAGGCUGAGUACCAAUCCUGCCUCCAAAGGCAGCAAAGUGGACACGCGUGGCGUUCCCCUGGAGCGGGGCGAGGGACUCAUCUUGGAACAUAACACCGACAGUCUCCCGCACCACCAAGCAGCUUUUAGAAACAAAUGCUUUGUUUCCAACAGAGCUUGCUACUCCGGCGCACUGGACCUGUUGUACAGCCUGUGUUAGGGUCCUCUACCAAGAAGGCCCUGGCAUUCACUACUACCUUAGUGUUAUGUACAGACAGCAUGCUGCUGAGUACAUUUUGUGAAUGGUCAUUAAUUCUUAGGCAUUUUUGUAGUAUGAAUGUAACUGCUAAUAUUUGAAGGAUUAUAAUAAAAUGUCUAAAAAAAAAAACCUUG